AUGCCCACUGAAGCUGACACUCCAGCAUUGACUGGUUCAGAUAUUUGCACACUUGCCCUGGAUACCACUUUCGAGCCUCUAAACGCGGAGCAUGCAUUCCCAGAGCUCGACCUUCAGAUCGCCAAUCUCAAGAUCGAAGAACCUUCAUCCAAGUCUCAGAGCGAUACCAAGAAUGAUUUACAUCCAGCAUCACAGGAGGAAUCACGCCUCCUCACGCUACCCGCAGAAAUUCGGACGCACAUCUACGGCCACGCAGGGAUCUGGGACUUUGAUUGCAACUCAGCCGGCUACCUGGGCAAUCGAAGACCCCCCGGAAUGCUACUGACUUGCAGAUCGGUUUACCACGAGAUUUCGGAGAGAUUCUGGGCAGGUCGCACACUAUACAUCAAUGACGCAGACUACUGGGGUUCCGAGCCCUGCCAAUGCUGCGGAAACUACAUGAUGGGAGUCCACUCGAUUGAACGCGCACUUGGCGCCCGGUUGAAUGCCAUGGGACCUGCUUCGCAGCAUCUGGCAAAGGUCAACGUGCGGGCGGCGCUUGUAUGUUUUGAGCGCUUGAUGCUUAUCUUUGAGGUUCUUGCCGACAGCUGCCCCUCGCUCAAGGAUCUCGAUAUAAUUUUCGGCAAGAAGGAAAGCAAGAUUAUCACUGGAAGACAGGUCCGUAUGGGCUUCAUCCAUCCUCGCACCAUCGAUACCCCAUCGUUCCAAAUAAAGAUCUGGAUCGAGAAAGCCACAGCUGCGCUCCGCCGGAUACUAGAGCGUGGUAAGCUGAAGAGUCUUGAGUUCUCGGUGUACCUGGACGAUUGGGGCCAGCAGGAAGACAUUGACGCUCUUUGGGAAUCGAUGUGCGCGGCUAUUGGGAAGGACAAGACCCUCAGAGGCAGCAAGCAUAGGCUCAUCUAUAACGAGAAGCAGCAGAACCCGGGCCUUAUCAUCCCAAACAAUGUGAUUCCACUGUCUGAGAAGAGAAUCCCAAUCUGCAAGUGGUAUAUUCUUGAGUUUGACAGCGACUUCGAGUUCAAGGUAGGGUUUGGGUUCAGUACGUUUUGCUCCUUCUCGAUCACUGAAAAGGCCUGA
This is a messenger RNA of Pyricularia grisea, 1077 nucleotides long. RefSeq lists its product as uncharacterized. NCBI's taxonomy places the organism in Eukaryota, Fungi, Ascomycota, Sordariomycetes, Magnaporthales, Pyriculariaceae. Bases 1 to 1077 code for a protein of 358 amino acids. The transcript is spliced from 2 exons. The record is from RefSeq and is a predicted model, not a curated record.